CUUGCUGCUUACAGUCAAAUGUUAAUUUCUUCAGUUGUUUAAGAAACUGAAUUAGGGGAAUUUAAAAACACGCGCAGAGGGAAAAGACGGAAAGAGAAGCACUGGUGUGAAUAAAAUUCUAGAAUAAAAAACAAUUAUUAAUUGACAUGGGAAUUACAUUGUAAAUAUAAAUACCAUCAUUACCCAUAACGUCAACUGCAAAAAUUACAUUUUGAUGCGGAAGUCAAAUUGAGAUUUAGCAGACAUCCUCGAUUCAGUAAUAAAUAUUCCUGCUGUCGGCUAUCCAUCAAUCUGUUCCAGGUUUGAUCAAAGCCCAUCUCAGAUGAAAAUAAUGAUUAUAGUAAUUUUUCGGGCACUAGAUUUUGAUUUCAAAGUAGAAUAUUGAAUUACAUGAUUUCGACUUCAGAUUAUGUGGAUUUUCUUGAUCGGCCACUCUGUUUUCCAGUACAGCAAUAAGCUGUUAUGUCAUGAGAACUACCCAUUGUGUGGUCUAAGUGGGUAUGGGAAUUAGCUACUGAGAAUUCAAUAGUUAAUGCCAUCUUUCUUAAGUAGAAGUAGACCCUAGGGAAGAAACCAUGAUGCCAUGCCUGAUCAAGAGAUGUUGUACCUCAUUUGAUUUUGAAACUAUUUCUAGCCUCAUGGGGACACAAGGAUGAGCAUAUAUCUAUGGACAAUUAAUUUUGUCAUGUUGCUUUAUUUUGGGGAGAUCACAUUCCUUUUAAAAUUUAGCUAAGGUAUGUUGCUCUUUUCAGGUAUGGACCUGCUAGGACUAAUCUAGGGCUUCCCAUCAAUACAGCUGGGUUCGCCACCAUUGAGAUAUUGGUCCUUAACAUGUAUGGGGUUUGACAGUGUGUAGUUUGAACCUUCAAUUGUUGAAUUAUUGGUAAUCAAACUCUGGUGGCAACAAACAUAUUUUGUGAAAAGAUGGAUGCUUUCCAAUUAGUAGCUGCAGCUGCUGGAUUAGUGUCAAACAUUAUAGGAGCUGUGAGAGCAUUGGAGCAGGCUUCUCGUGACCUUGAAGAUGCACCCAAGAAAGUGCAAGCUCUAGAAGAGCUUAUAACUAAUCUAGAAGGUUUGAUCCGAGAUGCAAAAAGAAAAUAUUAUCAUAAACUUCAUAAUCCUCAACUGGAGUCCCAAAUACAGAGCUUCAGUACAUUACUUGAACGUGUGCAGCCCAAAGUAAAAUUGGCAAAGAAAGUUUCUUCCAGGAAAGGAAUUAGGCAUUUAGCUAACAUCGUAUUGAGUUCUGUGGUAGGAGAUUCUCUUGCAAAAGUUGCACGCUCCAUCAGAGAUGACUUGAAUUGGUGGCUCGAGUCUCAAGAAUUGACUAUUCAUGUUCAAAAGGUUAUCGAUUCAGCAGCAAGUGGUCUGCCUGCUAUGUUAAGAGUCAGAUCAGAAUCAGGUUAUCCAGUGUCAAAGAAAUGCGAGCUGGUAAGAACGCUGUUAGACAAAGAUGAUUCACCGCCUGUUGUUCUGAUUGUAGGGUUGUCUGGAAUAGGCAAAACAUGUCUGGCUCGACAAGUAGCUUCCGAACCACCGGAGAGAUUCCUUCAUGGUGCAGUAGAGCUCACUUUCGGACAGUGGUGCAGCAGAUUGGCAUGCGGUGGAAACAAGGUAGAAUAUCACAAACGUUUGGCAAAGAAAAUAUUUAGAUUUUUGGUGCAGAUUGGCUGCAGUAGGAAUACAUGGGAUGAAACAAAGGGUGAUCUGGAAGAUAUUUGCUAUCAGCUACAAGAUGCCUUAAUUGGUAAGAGCAUUUUGAUAUUGCUCGAUGAUGUGUGGGAGCCUGAUAUUAUUGAUCGUUUUGCGAAGUUGUAUGACAAUGACUGCAAAUAUUUGGCAACCACACGGAAUGAAGCUGUCCAUGAAAUAACAGAAGCUUUGAAAGUAGAAAUAUGUAAAGAUGAUACUGUUGAAGUGAGCAAGGCAAUUCUUCUCUAUCACAGUCAGAUGUCAGAUACAGAGCUUCCGGACGUGGCUGAAAGCUUGCUUAAUCGAUGUGGUCAUCAUCCUCUCACAGUUGCUGUAAUUGGAAAAGCACUAAGGAAGGAAAAUCGAUCAGAGAAAUGGGAAAAGGCUGUAAGCAACCUUCAAACAUUUGCUACGUAUGCUCCUGUUCCAGUCCCAUAUUUGAAUGAAAAAGAGGCUGAAAAUGCUGCUACUAUAUAUGGUUCUUUUGAAUUUAGUCUGGAAGCAAUGGCUUCUCAUUCUAGAGAUCUUUUUAUUGCAUUUGCAGCACUUUCAUGGGCUGAACCUGUCCCUGAGAUAUGCCUUGAAGCUGUAUGGUCUGCUCUAGGGCAGGAUAGUAAUUUUCUUCUUGUGGCAAACAAACUUAUAGAAGGUUCUUUGCUGACAAAAGGUUCAUUGUUAACAAGAGCAGAGACACAUGAGAUGUAUCAUUUACAUGAUAUGGUUUCCCUUUACCUUGACAACAAGGUGCAUGAUGCACUUAAGAUGCUUCUGAUUGAUGCAAGACCUGAAGCUUCUGCAGCUGUUGCUCCAUGGCUUUUUGUCUUUGGAAAAGAAAAAGUAAAGAAAGUUGCAGAACAGAAGCUGAAGGGAUAUCUAAGAUCAGUGCAUGAGAAACAAGUGGUUGUAACUUUGGAGGCAAUCUAUCAAGCUCUUCUAGCUAGCAAGUCAGUUACAGAAUUAGAAACAAGCAGCGCAAAUUUUAGGAGUCUUGUAGGUCCAGGUAUAGUAGAGUUAAUUUCAAUAGGAUCUCAAGAUCUUCAAGCUGCUGUUGCAAGGUCCAUGGCCAAUUUCUUUAGUGAAGAUGAUUAUAUGCAAUACAUGGAAAGUAUUGAAAAUAUGGAUGUUAUUGAGAAGCUGACAGAACUUCUAGAAACCUGCAACAAUCCAGUGGUCCAGACAGAAGUUGCUACAGUGUUGGCAAGAGUAGCUGAAUUUGGAAGGGAAGAUAUGGCAAAUGAAAUACUGAAUAAAAUUCCCAUGACAAUUUUGGUGGAUUUGCUAGACCCAGAUUUUGAAGAAUUGCAUGAUAAUGUCCUGAGAAUAUUCAUGAGCCUAGCAAAGGCUGGAAAAGAAAAGGCAGUACAGAAAAUUUUCAUGGCUGGCAUGGAGAGAAAGUUGAUAGGGCUACUGGAGAAUGGCUCUGAGGUUGCUCAACAUCGCACUGUUGUCACAUUGAAAUCUUUUUAUGAAUUGGGAGGUUCUGAUUUAGUUCAUGGAUUUCUAAGUUCAGGAAUCAUGGAGAAUUUGCCAUGGCAUGCACGGCUUAGCUUAGAGAAACUCACAAUUUCAGAAAGGUUAGUACCUUCCUUGCAAGAGAAAGAGGCAGUGGAAGAGCUUGUUAGCAACAUUUUAAACAGAGAAACCAAAAUUGCAAUUAAAGCAAUGCAGGAUCUUGUUCCUAUUGUUGAAAAGGCAGAUUCGCCCAAGAUUAGAGAUAUGAUUUUGCAAACUGUGCUUAUAGAAAACUUAGCAGAACAGCUACAGCACAGGUUACCUGAAAAGAAUAGAUUAAAAUCUGAGGCAAUUUUUUUGCUUAUGAAAUUGGGUUGUUCAGGAGGUGAAUCAUGUAUCAGGAAAAUUCUGAAGUUCAAUAUUGUUGAGGACUUGUUUUUGGUAAUGUCUUGCAAAUUCCCAGAACUGCAAGAUGCAGCUUACAUGGCAGUUCAUCAGCUUCUUCUAGGAGCAGGGAGGAACUUGAUUGUAGAUAGAAUCUUGAAAACAAGACAAAUUGAAAAACUAGUACAAUUACUUGAGAGUAAAUCAUUGAAAACAAAUGAGAUUAGUAUGCACUGUCUUGAGGAUCUAGUAGAAUUAGGAGGAAAAGCAUGCAUAGAACGCAUGCUGGCAUUGAAAGUUGUUGAGAAGCUAGCAAUACUUGAAAAAGAUAACAUUCAGUUAAAGGGUUCAGUUAUGAAUUUUGUAAAGGGAAUAGAUAAAUGUGAGUACUUAUCAGUAGCAGAGAGGCAGGUGUCAAAGCAGCAAAUACUCAGAAAAGUUAAAACAGUAUUGAAGGAUACUGAUCUUGUAACACAUAUGAUAGGUGGACUAGAAAACACUUAUGGUGGCGAUGGGUCUAGUUGGAAGAAUAGAAGGAAAAACUAAUCAGUUACGGAAAGAAAGGAUGUAGUACCUCUUGCCCUAAUCAGAUUUUUAAAACCGGUUUGACCUUGGUUGACUUUUUAAGUAGCUUUCUUGGAUGGUUGAUUUACCAUGUUGUAAUGUUAUAGUCAGGUAUUAUGCUUAUUGUGUGUACCUGUAAAUGUUGUUUUCGCAUCGAUCCUUAUGUAAGAUUAAUUGUUCUUC
Cryptomeria japonica (Japanese cedar) is the source of this 4275-nucleotide messenger RNA. RefSeq lists its product as uncharacterized. NCBI's taxonomy places the organism in Eukaryota, Viridiplantae, Streptophyta, Pinopsida, Cupressales, Cupressaceae. The transcript has 2 exons. The record is from RefSeq and is a predicted model, not a curated record. Gene Ontology annotation, molecular function: ADP binding. The coding region runs from base 925 to 4074 and encodes 1049 amino acids.